Vitis vinifera (wine grape) is the source of this 1899-nucleotide messenger RNA. Its product is annotated as ankyrin repeat-containing protein At5g02620-like. Gene Ontology annotation, molecular function: protein phosphatase 1 binding; protein phosphatase regulator activity. The transcript has 3 exons. The coding region runs from base 112 to 1899 and encodes 595 amino acids. The record is from RefSeq and is a predicted model, not a curated record. Gene Ontology annotation, cellular component: plasma membrane. Lineage: Eukaryota; Viridiplantae; Streptophyta; Magnoliopsida; Vitales; Vitaceae.
AGAGUUGAUUAUUACUUUGCUCCUCCAACGCCAAUAGUGAAUCAGUCCAGCUCCAACUAAAUUACAGAAUCGCAGAACCUUAACUUGGAAACCUUUUCAAGCCAAACUAAGAUGUCGAACCAGAUUGCAGCUGAUGGCCAAACUGAGAUCACCCACAUGGAUGCUGAUUUGUACGAGGCUUUGUAUGAAAGUGAUAUCAGAAUCCUCGAGAGAAAGUACUCAGAAGCUCAUCUUCAACUCCAACAAACCCCAAAAAGGAACACUGUCCUCCACAUUGCAGCCCAGUUCGGUCAGCUGGCAUCCGUAGAGUGGAUCCUUCACUUUCAUUCAUGUUCACCUCUACUGCAGCAGCCCAAUCGGAAAGGCGACACUCCACUUCACCUUGCUGCGAGAGAAGGCCAUGGGGCAAUUGUGAAAGCUCUCCUUGACGCCGCAAAAACACUUCACCAAGAGAUCGAAAGUGGGGUUGGAACAGACAAGGCGAUGUUGAGGAUGACCAAUAAGGAGAAAGACACAGCCUUGCAUGAGGCGGUGCGGUAUCAUCAUUCAGAGAUAGUGGUGUCAUUGAUUGAGGAAGACCCUGAGUUUAUCUACGGUGCAAAUAUUACAGGCUACACUCCUCUUUACAUGGCUGCCGAGAGAGGAUAUGGAGACUUGGUGUGUAUAAUUAUAGACAAAACUCGCGCUUCACCAUCUCACAGUGGCAUAAUGGGUAGAACGGCUUUGCAUGCUGCUGUAAUUCGUGAGGACCAAGACAUGAUAGCGAAGUUAUUGGAAUGGAAGCCAGAUCUAACAAAAGAAGUUGAUGAACAUGGGUGGUCUCCCCUUCACUGUGCUGCAUACUUGGGUUAUACUAAAAUUGCGGAGCAAUUACUAGACAAAUCAUCAGAUAAGUCUGUAACUUACCUUGCAAUCAAAGAUACCAAGAAAACAGCACUACACUUUGCAGCUAACCGCCACCAUAGAGAGACAGUAAAGCUUCUGCUCUCACACUCUCCAGAUUGUUGCGAGCAGGUUGAUGAUCAGGGAAAUAAUUUUCUUCACUUUGCCGCAAUGAGCAAACGGCCUUUUGCUAUUGAUGAUUUGUUCCCGGAUGACAAUAAGUUAAGAGUGAGAGGACUUGUAAAUGAGAAGGAUGACGAAGGAGACACACCCCUCCACCUGCUUUCUUCUUGCCAAUGUUAUAAUCCAGUUUUCUCAAUGGACAAUGCAGUGGAUAAAAUGGCACUCAACGACGAUAAGUUAACUGCCCUAGACAUUCUUUCAAGGGCUAACAUUAAGUCGGGACAAAUGUUCGGGGGGAAACUAAAAAAACAAAUGAAGGAAUGGGAGAAAGUUGUUGUCGGACCCUUCAGUUGGCAAGAGGCCAUCAAUAAAGACAAUGGUAGUAGUAGUAAAAACAAAGACGUCAGAGAAGACGAAAGCAUGGCUUUCACAGAGAGACUAGGUGAAACCCAUUUGAUAGUGGCAACACUUGUAGCAACUGUAUCCUGUGCAGCGGGUUUCACCUUGCCCGGUGGUUACAAUGACAGUGAUGGCAUGGCAAAAUUAACAAAGCAAGUAGCUUUUAAAGCAUUUAUUGUGACGGACACAUUAGCCAUGAUGCUCUCUGUAUCUGCUGUGUUCGUUUAUUUUGUUAUGUCGUUGCAUAAGGACGAGGACAUCCUUGCAAAACAAUUAGUCCUGGGCACUUGUCUCACUAUGUCUAGUGUGGUACUAAUGGUGGUUGCAUUCGUGAUGGGCCUAUCCGCUGUGUUACCAUUUUCCUCAGGGCUUCUACUCGUUGUUUGUACCUCCGGGUACUUGUUUCUCAUUAUUGUUGCCUUUACCUUAACUUGUCCAUUUAGAAUACGUUUGAAAAGGAAGAUAAAAACAGUUCUCAAAAUUACCAUCAAAUGA